Messenger RNA from Populus trichocarpa (black cottonwood), 1380 nucleotides. Its product is annotated as 14-3-3-like protein GF14 iota. Gene Ontology annotation, cellular component: cytoplasm. The transcript is spliced from 7 exons. Gene Ontology annotation, biological process: signal transduction. The record is from RefSeq and is a predicted model, not a curated record. Lineage: Eukaryota; Viridiplantae; Streptophyta; Magnoliopsida; Malpighiales; Salicaceae. Bases 265 to 1050 code for a protein of 261 amino acids.
CCCUCCGACAGAAAGGAUUGAAUACAUCCAAGCUAUGGUAGGAAAUAAAAUCACGAAAAGCGCGGUUCCUCUUUCCGAACCCAACUUACGGUUCAGAUCUGUUAUUUCUCCUCCCCUCCAGUCGCUCCUAAAUUUCUAUUUAAAGCACGCCUCCCUUUUCUUUGCUUUCAGACCUCUACAAAAAAUUCUCUCUGGUGAUUAUUGAUUUGUCUGCGAACACAUUGUGAUCUGAUCGAUCAUAUCUCUCUCAAAAAUUAAACUACAAUGUCGACCGAUAAGGAGAGAGAGACUCACGUUUACAUGGCCAAGCUCGCUGAGCAGGCUGAGCGCUAUGAUGAAAUGGUUGAGAGCAUGAAAAAAGUUGCCAAACUUAAUUGUGAACUGACGGUGGAGGAGAGGAACCUCCUUUCGGUGGGAUACAAAAAUGUAAUUGGGGCUAGGCGAGCUUCUUGGCGGAUUAUGUCUUCAAUUGAGCAGAAGGAAGAAUCUAAAGGAAAUGACAGCAACGUUAAACUGAUUAAGGGUUACUGCCAGAAGGUAGAGGAUGAACUCUCCAAGAUUUGCAAUGACAUCCUGUCCAUCAUUGAUGAGUAUCUCGUCCCCUCUUCUACCUCAGGAGAAGCAACCGUGUUCUACUACAAGAUGAAAGGUGACUACUACCGCUAUCUAGCUGAGUUCAAGACUGAUCAAGAAAGGAAGGAGGCAGCCGAACUGUCAUUAAAGGGUUACGAGGCUGCUUCUGCCACUGCAAGCACUGAUCUGCCUUCAACCCACCCAAUUCGUCUUGGCCUUGCCCUUAAUUUUUCUGUUUUCUACUAUGAGAUCAUGAAUUCUCCGGAGAGGGCCUGCCAUCUAGCCAAACAAGCUUUUGAUGAGGCAAUUGCAGAGUUGGAUACUUUGAGUGAGGAAUCAUACAAGGACAGCACCUUAAUCAUGCAGUUGUUGAGAGAUAACCUCACUCUCUGGACUUCUGACUUGCCUGAAGAUGGAGGUGAUGAUAACUUCAAAGGUGAAGGAUCAAGGGAAAAGCCUGCCGAAGGAGAGCACUGAGGGAGAGUUGAGAGAACCCUGCACAUGGCAAGCGGAUGUUAAACUACUUUGCAGAAGCGGCAUCUCUUUGUUAUCUUUCCUGAAAAAGGGAUUGGAUGGAACAAUCUUGAAAGUUUUUGAUGCCAUUGAUCUUUUUGAAUCCCACCAAAAGCUGAUGAUAAGAAUGAUCAAUUGCUAUUCCUUUUAGUUCCUUUCUUUUAUUUUAAACAGAGAUUUUCGUUUUUUUUUUUUAUUAUUAUUAUUCGUUGUUCUUGCAAGCUUCGUAUCAGAAUCGGGGACUUCCUUUGUUUUACCUUCUGCUAUUUAUCCGUCCAGCUGGCCUUUUAAGUC